Molecule: messenger RNA, 2425 nt
Organism: Penaeus monodon (black tiger shrimp)
Lineage: Eukaryota; Metazoa; Arthropoda; Malacostraca; Decapoda; Penaeidae
Exons: 3
Coding region: 28-2292 (754 amino acids)
Source: RefSeq, a predicted model, not a curated record
GGGUACUUGACCUUAGUGUUCGCAGAGAUGGGAAGUGCAGCGUGGAUAUUUGUGCUGGCUGCCGUGUUGGUGCUGGGGGUUGCAGGGGAGAAGCCGGAGGACUUGACCUCCCAGGAGACGCCAGCGGAGGACGCCGAGGCCCGCGUCAAGCGCCAGGGCGGAGGCAUCGGCAACAACUUCAUCCUCCCGACGGUCAACAAUUUCCGCAAUCGGGGCAACUUCGGCGGCUCGAACGCCAACCAGUUCCUCAACCGCCCCGUGCAGGUGGGCGGAGCUCGCGCCUCCUUCUCUCGAAACUCGUCUCCGUCGAGCGGCUUCUCGGUCCUCAACAACGAUCCCUUAGGGCUGUUUAACAGGCAGUCGUCCGUCCAGAGGUUCCAGGGGGGACAGGUCUCGUCCACGACCUUCCCGCCCUCGUUCCAGAGAAACAUUUUCAACCAGAGGAACUCGAGCCCCCAGCGCUUCACGCCCUCGACACCCCAGGCUUUCGGCGGCCGCCAAGUUUUUAACCAAGGCCAGAGGGGAUUCCAGCCGACGCCGUUCCAGUUCGCGCAGAGCCUAGCGCAGAGGCAGCAGGCCCAGGCGUCUUUCCGCCAGCCUCAGCAGUCGUUCCCGCAGACUUUCGGUUCGCGACCCUCGGCGGCGGGUUUCCAGGGCGGGCGGCCGACGGGCGCUCAGGUGAGGACUUCCGGGGGACAGGUGAGGCCAACUGCAGGUAGCGGCAGUGUGCAAAGAGUAAGGGGUGUGCUUGUGCAACAGUUAAAAAUACCCUCUCAGUCUAGACCCUCUGUUGGUGUUUCCCAGAGACCGGUGGGUGCGCUUUUGCCUCAGACCAGAACCCAAAGACCCUCCACGGCCGAGGCUGCUAGAAGACCAGUAGGCGCGCUUUUCCAACAGACGAGACAACAAAGACCGUCUACGGCAGGCGGAAGACCACUGGGGGGGCUUUCCCAACAGACAGGACAGCGGACAGCAUCAGCAGGUGGUGCCCGCAGGCCAACAGGUGUGCCUCUGCCACAGACGCGGCCACAGACACCCACGACGAGAAACAGUGUUCAGAGAGUCUCGGGCGUGCGGUUUCAGCAGACGGGAACGCAAAGACCUACUGGACCUCAGAGCUUCCUGGGGCGCCCCAACAGCGGCCUGAGGCUCUUCGUGGAUUCGCCGGAGGAUUCGCGCGAGUUCCUCUUCCGAAACGUCGGCGGCCGAACCACCUUCCCCAGCCGAGGCUUCCAGCAGGGCGUGAGAAACUUCGGUAACCAGGGCUUCAGGCCGAGGCCGAACUUCCAGCUGGAUCUGGAUCUCACGCAGGAGGACCUGACGACGGAGUUCAACUCGCGCGAGCGGUUCUUCCCGACGGCCGUGGGUGGCAGGCCCUUGUCCGUGGGCGGGAGGACACAGGUCAACCGGCCGAACCCUUUCAACCAGGGCUUCAGGGGCAGACCCAACUUCCAGGUCGAGGUCGACGUGACGCGGGAGGACCUGACGACGGAGUUCAACUCGAGGGAGGUCUUCCUGCGUAACUUCCGCGGCGCUGGGAGGUCGUUCUCGAGCGCGACGGCCCGCCCGCAGAUCGCCCGCCCGAAUCCCGCCGUCCAGGCCUUCAGGCCGGCCCAGCGCGUGGAGAUCGACGUGGACGUGACUCAGGAGGACAACUCGCGCGAGCUGUUCCUGCAGAGCAUCAGGAACGCCGGCAACCUCGGGCGUCCGGCCAUCAACCCCAGCCGCACCUUCAGGCCGCAGGGCACCGUGCGGCUCGACGUGGACGUGACUCGCGAGGAUCUGACGCGGGAAUUCAACUCGAGGGAGGUCCUCCUCCAGAACACGGGCUUCGGGAGGGUCCUGACCAACACGAGGCCCCAGGGCUUCCGCACGAGCUCGCCGACGCAGAGCUUCCCGCCCAGUCAGCCGAGGCCGGUCUUCCCGCCCCGACCCGCCCUGCAGGUGGAGGUGGACGUGACCCGCGAGGACCUGGACGACUCGCGCGAGCGCUUCCUGCAGAGCCUGGUCAAUCGCCCCAACUUCGCCAGCGCCACCGCCCGCCCGCAGGCCUUCCGCCCGUCGCCCGUCAUCCAGAGCUUCCGGCCCCGCCCUGGCGUCCGCGUCGACUUCGACGUGACGAACGAGGACAUCGACGACUCCAGGGAGCUGCUUCUGCGCCCGACGGGCGGCCGCGGGAGGUUCCAGGCGGGCGCCUUCAGGACGAGCAGCUUCCGCCCUCGGCCGGUGCUGCAGGUGGACGUCACGAGGGAGGACUUCGAUAACGACACCUUCGAGCUGUUCGAUGACUAGAGCGGCCGCGAGGGUGCCCGCGAAGGGGGGCGCCGCGCCCUGCCGCUGCGGCGCUGCGUUGUUGUGGUGUAUAUUUAUCAAGUCAGUUUAUAUAUAUUAUCUAUUGAGCUUUAGGAGUAAGAUUAAUGUGUAA